Messenger RNA from Emiliania huxleyi CCMP1516, 2162 nucleotides. Its product is annotated as diphthamide biosynthesis protein. Gene Ontology annotation, biological process: protein histidyl modification to diphthamide. Bases 1 to 2016 code for a protein of 671 amino acids. The transcript has 4 exons. The record is from RefSeq and is a predicted model, not a curated record. Lineage: Eukaryota; Haptophyta; Isochrysidales; Noelaerhabdaceae. Gene Ontology annotation, molecular function: 2-(3-amino-3-carboxypropyl)histidine synthase activity; acyltransferase activity, transferring groups other than amino-acyl groups.
AUGGACGCGGCACCUCCUGCCGCCGGCCGUGUCGUCGCGCCGUCAGCCGCGACGGCUCGGCCGCGCCCUCGCUUCACCGGGCUCUCAGCCAGGCCCGGGUCGGCCGGCGGCAGCGCUGCCGCCCCGCCUGCCGGUGGCAGCGGCGACGCGACCGCCAUCGUGCCGCAAAAGGCGCCGCGGCCGCGCCGCCGCUUCAUCUCGCAGAUUCCGCCUUCGAUCGCCGAUGACCCGGAGCUCCAGUCGGCCCUGGGCGCGCUGCCGUCCAACUACAACUUUGAGGUGCCAAAGACCAUCUGGCGGCUCCAGCAGCUCAAGGCGUCGGCCGUCGCACUGCAGUUCCCCGAGGGCCUGCUCAUGUAUGCGACGACGAUUGCCGACAUCCUCGAGCGCUUCGCGGGCGUGUCGGCCGUCAUCAUGGGCGACGUCACGUACGGCGCCUGCUGCGUCGACGACAUCUCUGCGGCGGCGCUCGGCUGCCAGCUGCUGGUGCACUACGGCCACUCGUGCCUCGUGCCGGUCGAUCAGAUGGAGACCGACGUGCUGUACGUCUUUGUCGAGAUUGCCAUCGACACCGCGCACCUGGUCGACUCGCUGCGGCUCGCCUUCACGUCAGCGCCGUUCGGGCCCGCCACGCGGCUCGCGCUCUGCGGCACGAUCCAAUUCGCCGGCUCGCUGCACGCGGUCCGCGCCGCCCUCGAGCCGCACCUCGCCUCGGUGACGGUCCCGCAGUGCAAGCCGCUCUCCGCCGGCGAGACGCUCGGCUGCACCUCCCCGAAGCUGCACGACGUGGACGCGGUCGCCUUCGUGGCGGACGGCCGCUUCCACCCCGAGUCGGUGAUGAUCUCCAACCCGAGCGUCCCGCUCUACCGCUACGACCCGUACUCGAAGCAGCUCACACUCGAGGUGUACGAGCACGCGCGGAUGCACGAGCUGCGGCGCGCCGCCGUCGCCACCGCCGCAAGGGCGCGCAGCUGGGGCAUCGUCCUCGGCACGCUCGGCCGGCAGGGGUCGCCCGCCGUGCUCGGACACGUGCAGCGUAUGCUCGCGGCGCGGAGGAUGCCCUUCGUCACCGUGCUCCUGUCGGAGGUCUUCCCCGCCAAGCUCGCCGCCUUCGGCGAGGUCGAGGCGUGGGUGCAGAUCUGCUGCCCGCGCCUCUCCGUCGACUGGGGGCACGCCUUUCCGGUGCCGCUCCUCUCGCCUUACGAGGCGGAGGUCGCGCUCGGCGCCUCGGAGUGGCUCUCAACCUACCCGAUGGACUACUACUCCAAGGCGGGCGGCACGUGGGCAAACUACGCGCUCGAGCAUGACCGUAAGGCCAGCCGCGAGCGCUGCUGCAAGAGGGCGGCCGCGGUGGAGGCCGCGGAGGGCGGUUGCGGGCAGGGCGGCUGCGGGCAGGGCGGCUGCGGGCAGGGCGCUACGCCCUCUCCGCCGCCCUCGCCGCCCGCGUCGCCGCCCUCCUCGCCGCGCGCGAGCGGCGAGGCGAGCGGCUGUUUGGCGGGAGGGGGAGGCUACUCGCUGGUGGACGACGGCGUGCGUCACGGCGGCGGGCUGCUCGAGCGGUGCUGCGCGCUCGAGAGGCGGUGCUUCGCAAAGCACGAGGCGAUGGACCUCCCCGCCGAGACGCGCGGCCGCGGCGCCCUCCUCAUCUGCGCCAUUGCGGCGCCCGCGUGGCCUGACUUGGGCAGCAUCGCCGCCGCGGGCGACGGCCGGCCGCCGCCGCCGCAGGUGGCGGGGUACCUCGUGCUGCAGCGCUCCUCCCUCGCGGCCUCCGUCGCGAAGCUCGUGGUCGCACCGGCGCACCGGCGCCAGGGCCUCGGCCGGCGGCUGCUCGAGCGCGCCCUCCAGAUCGCGAGGGAGGGGCGCGCGCAGCUGUGCAGCCUCAAUGUCGACACGAGCAACGAGCCCGCCCUGACGCUCUACCGCGGCGUCGGAUUCCGCGUCGCCUCCACGCGGAGAGACUAUUACUGCGUCGGCCGCGACGCAUACGCGAUGGAGGUUUCGCUGGCAGAGCAGUGAGCGGUGCAGGCCGCGGCAAGAUUGAUGCAGCCCCGCAGCAAAAGUCGAGUGUCAGUCCAGUGGCAAUUAGCCAAUGAAUUGAAUGUCGCGCGGUCUCAUGUGUUCCACGACCUUACGCGGAAUGCAAAAUAUGCGUUUUACGGGGC